This is a messenger RNA of Ochotona princeps (American pika), 2202 nucleotides long. RefSeq names its product sterol carrier protein 2 (gene SCP2). Gene Ontology annotation, molecular function: acyltransferase activity, transferring groups other than amino-acyl groups. Lineage: Eukaryota; Metazoa; Chordata; Mammalia; Lagomorpha; Ochotonidae. The record is from RefSeq and is a predicted model, not a curated record. The transcript is spliced from 16 exons. Gene Ontology annotation, cellular component: cytosol. The coding region runs from base 84 to 1718 and encodes 544 amino acids.
UGUGGCUCCGGUUCAGUCAGUCCUGCUCGCUGUCGGCUAUACUCGCCUCGCCGCGCUCGCCUCCUCGGGCCCCGGCUCAAGCCAUGAUCUCUUCCGUGCGGAAGUCGCUGCCCCAGCGCCGGGUGUUCGUGGUGGGGGUCGGCAUGACCAAGUUUGAGAAGCCUGGGACUGACGAUGCUAGAGACUACCCAGACCUGGCAAAAGAAGCAGGUGAGAAGGCUUUAGCUGAUGCGCAGAUCCCUUACUCAGCGGUGGAACAAGCAUGUAUUGGCUACGUUUAUGGCGAUUCUACUAGUGGGCAAAGAGCUGUCUAUCACAGCUUGGGACUGACUGGAAUUCCUAUAAUUAAUGUCAACAAUAACUGUUCAACUGGUUCUACCGCAUUGUUUAUGGCCCGGCAGCUGAUUCAGGGAGGUAUGGCAGACUGUGUUUUGGCUCUUGGGUUUGAGAAGAUGGAAAAGGGAUCUCUUAAAGGAAGAUUUUCAGAUCGAACCAAUCCAAUGGAUAAGCAUCUUGAAGUCUUGAUCAAUAAGCAUGGGUUGUCUGCCCACCCAGUUGCUCCUCAGAUGUUUGGGUCUGCUGGAAAAGAACAUAUGGAAAAAUAUGGAACAAAAAUCGAACACUUUGCAAAAAUUGGGUGGAAAAAUCAUAAACAUUCAGUUAAUAACCCGUAUUCCCAGUUCCAAAAGGAAUAUAGUUUAGAUGAAGUGAUGUCAUCUAGACCAAUCUUUGAUUUUUUGACUGUCUUACAAUGCUGUCCUACUUCAGAUGGUGCUGCUGCGGCGGUUUUGGGUAGUGAAGAAUUUGUGAAGAAGUAUGACAUGCAGUCCAAAGCUGUGGAAAUUUUGGCGCAAGAGAUGGUGACUGAUUUUCCAAGCUCAUUUGAAGAAAAUAGCAUGAUUAAAAUGGUUGGCUUUGACAUGAGUAAAGAAGCUGCCAGAAGAUGUUAUGAGAAAUCUGGCCUCAGACCAAAUGAUAUUGAUGUAAUAGAGCUUCAUGAUUGCUUUUCUGCCAAUGAACUCCUUACCUACGAAGCACUGGGUCUCUGUCCGGAAGGACAAGGUGGAGCACUGGUUGAUAGAGGAGAUAAUACCUAUGGAGGAAAGUGGGUCAUAAACCCAAGUGGUGGACUGAUUUCAAAGGGACACCCCCUGGGAGCUACAGGUCUGGCUCAAUGUGCCGAGCUGUGCUGGCAGCUGAGAGGGGAAGCCGGAAAGAGGCAAGUUCCUGGGGCGAAGGUUGCUCUGCAGCACAACUUGGGCCUCGGAGGAGCUGCAGUGGUCACUCUCUACAGGAUGGGGUUUCCCGAGGCCGCCAGAACCCAUCAGAUUAGGGCUGCUCCAACCAGCUCUGCGGGUGAUGGAUUUAAGGCAAAUCUUGUCUUUAAGGAGAUUGAGAAGAAGCUUGAAGAGGAAGGAGAACAGUUUGUGAAGAAAAUCGGUGGUAUUUUCGCCUUCAAGGUGAAGGAUGGCCCCGGGGGUAAAGAAGCCACUUGGGUGGUGGAUGUGAAGAAUGGCAGAGGAUCGGUGCAUCCCAACUCAGAUAAGAAGGCUGACUGCACAAUCACCAUGGCUGACUCAGACUUACUGGCGUUAAUGACUGGUAAAAUGAACCCGCAGUCGGCCUUCUUCCAAGGCAAAUUGAAAAUCACUGGCAACAUGGGUCUGGCUAUGAAGUUGCAAAACCUUCAGCUUCAGCCGGGCCGGGCCAAGCUGUGAAGAACUGCCCCCGGCCACUUCUGCAAGUCCACACAGGAUGGAUCAAUGCGUAUCGACGUACGUCAUCAUCAGAACUUAGGUGGAAGCUCCACUUCAGCAAAUAGUGUGAAAUAGAUUUGUUUUUAAAUGGGCGUAACCAAUCGUGUUUUAACCCAGCACUGGCUCAGUAGAGCCCAGUGCUGUACUACUGCUUUGCUGAAUUGCAAAUAACUGUGCAUUAUAAAGCUAAUAUGGUAAUUAUGUUUUGAGGGAAAUUAAGUUUCAGAAUAAAAUUAGGAACAGUAAAAAUCUAAAGCUGUGUAAACAGAAGCUCUUAUUUUGCUUAAAAUCACAUUUAAGGCUGAUUCCUCUGAAUAUUUAACAUAAAGGUUUUCUGAGAACUAGAAAUGAUACAGAAAGAACAGAUAGAUGGUAAUUGGUGUUUUGUACUUAAUGCCGUCAAUCAAUUUCUUAUUAAUAGUUCUUAAAAUUCUGUCCAGGAAUU